This is a messenger RNA of Chlorella variabilis, 852 nucleotides long. RefSeq lists its product as hypothetical. Lineage: Eukaryota; Viridiplantae; Chlorophyta; Trebouxiophyceae; Chlorellales; Chlorellaceae. The record is from RefSeq and is a predicted model, not a curated record. The transcript is spliced from 7 exons. The annotation marks the transcript as partial.
CGCGCUGCUGCGGUGCAGAAGCACUUUACCGGCGCCCUCGGCGCCGACGACUUCAUGCUGCGCCUGGAGAAGGCGCUGUUUGCUUUCGGCUUUGCUGGAGACAACUCCAUCGCCAUGGUGAACUUGUGCCGCGAUGAAGUGACCGUCUCCCUGAAGCACCGCAUUGAGCAAAUCUUCGGCUCCUCGUUCUCCACCAACGGCCUGGGCGGCGUGCUGACGUGCGGCGUGACCGGUCUGGGUGCCGGCUUCAGCCACUCGCCGCUGUGCAGCAGCAACAAGGAGCGCUACGUCUUCUUCUCUCUCCCACACAUCAGCAUCAACUCCAGGGGCGAGGUUGGCCCCAUGUCCCGCCCCGGCCGCCCCGGCCAGUCCUGCGCCUGCGGCGCCCUGAUCAAGGCCACCAACGAGAUCAAGAGCGAGGGCCUGACCUGCAACAGCAAGGUCCCCGGCGUCCACGACUUUGCCGACCCUGAGAUGUCGGUGCUGAAGCAGCGCAUUGCGCGGCGGCUGUUCCACGAGGGCGCCACCGAUGAGUCGGUCCAGGGCCUGACCCUGGUGGAUGUGACCAAGGUGGCUGAGCGCACCAUCUCCGACGACCUCGAGCACCUCAUCUCCCAGACCGUGGACACAAGCAAGGCCGACUACGCAGUAAUCACGGGCGUGCAGGUGCACAACUGGGCUUACGAGUUUGAGGACGACUCCCCCAACCUGGAGUUUGUGGCGUCCACCAGCGUGUAUGUGGUGGUUGACGGCGUGAAGGCGCACCUGGACAUCGCCGCCAUUCCGCCCAUGACGCCGCGGCAGAUGCGCAGGGUGGCGGGCCGUGCCGUGGUGUGCGAGCGCGGUGGCGAC